AUGGGGGGAGGAAUGGAGGUAAACAAGAACCGAUGGAUCGAGGAGUGGUCAUCGGCGAGAGAGAAUCUCGAGUUAAACUUCCGGUGGACCCGCCGCAACUUGGCCCUCGUCGGAAUCUUCGGUAUCGCCGUCCCCGUGCUCGUCUACAAAGGCAUAGUCAAGGAAUUCCACAUGCAAGAUGAAGAUGCAGGGAGGCCAUAUCGCAAAUUCUGGCUGUCUUAG
Messenger RNA from Striga hermonthica, 222 nucleotides. Lineage: Eukaryota; Viridiplantae; Streptophyta; Magnoliopsida; Lamiales; Orobanchaceae. The record is from the annotation of a GenBank genome assembly.